AUGUUUAAGAAGAAAACUAUUGAUUCAUUUUUCAAGAGAAAAGACAGAAAUGAUGAAAAAGCACAACCUAUGUCUAGUGCACAAAAUGCAACUUCAAAUAUAGAAACUGGUGUUGAAAAUGUUGAUCAACAACAACCAUCUCUAUCAGCAAUGCCAAUCUUGGAGUUGGAGCAACAUGUCCAACCACCUCCUUCCAAAUUUAUCAAGAUUGGAGUAACCAAACAAGAAAAGGUUAAUAUUGAUUCUUUAAUUCGUGAUCCUGGAAAACACCCACAAAUUUGGGAUUAUCCUAUUAAUCAACAAGAUGAAAUUCGUAGGGCAUAUAUGAAGUUUGGGCCAUACCAAUUUAUAAUGGAUGUAUAUCCACUUUCUGGUCAAGAUGAUCAUCCUCGUCGAUUUCAAGCUCAUUGGUUUAAAGUAUUUCCUUGGUUAGAGUAUUCUCCAGAAGAAGAUGCUGCUUUUUGCUUUCCAUGUUAUUUAUUCUCUAAAAGAUCAAGCUCAUUCACUUUAAAAGGAUUUAGAAAUUGGAAAAAAGUGAAUAGCGGGAAAGAUUGUGCAUUUCUAUCUCAUGUGGGAAAGGAUCCUAAUUCUCCUCACAACAUUGCAGUUAAAUGCUUUGAAGAUUUGAAGAAUCAAUCAUGCCAUAUUGACAAAGUAUUGGUUAAACAAACCUCACAACAAAUUAUGACUAAUCGCCUACGCCUUAAAGCCUCUAUAGAUGUUGUUAGAUGGUUGACAUUUCAAGCUUGUGCUUUUAGAGGGCAUGAUGAAAGUUUGGGAUCGAAGAACCGAGGUAAUUUUCUUGAAAUGAUAAAGCUUUUGGCUUCUUAUAAUAAAGAAGUAGAUGAAGUUGUCUUAGAGAAUGCCCCUCAAAAUGCAAGAUACACUUCACCUACUAUUCAAAAAGAAAUUUUACAUGCUUUUGCUAGAAAGGUGCAAAGUGAAAUUCGAGAAGAGAUUAGUGAUGCAAAGUUUUGUUUGAUUGUCGAUGAAGCUCGAGAUGAAUCUAGAAGAGAACAAAUGGCUCUUGUUAUUAGAUUCGUUGAUAAGCAUGGAUUUGUCAAGGAGCGUUUUCUUGAUAUAGUACAUGUUAAAGAUACUACUGCACCCACUCUUAAGCAAGAGAUUUGUUCAGCCUUAUCUCAUCAUAAUCUUCACAUUCAAAAUAUUCGAGGUCAAGGAUAUGAUGGAGCUAAAUGCCCUUAUGCAUACUAUGUACAUUGUUUAGCUCAUCGAUUCAUGACUAGCUCUUGUUGCUGCAUGACUAAAGAAGCAGUUGACGUCCAUGCUUUCUUUCAAAAUCUGAGUGUGAUUGUUAAUGUUGUGUGUUCUUCAUGUAAACGCAAUGAUGAAUUACAAGUUGCUUAUGUAUCUGAAAUUGCUAACUUGAUUGCAAAUGAUGAGAUUGAGACUGGAAGGGGAGUUAACCAAAUUGGCACAUUACAGAGACCGGGUGAUAUUAGAUGGAGUUCUCAUUUCAAUUCUAUAUGCAGCCUUUUACGCAUGUAUAAUGUAACUGCUUUGGUUCUUGAAGAUUUAGCUAUUAAAGGAUCUACUUACUCCCAACGAGGUGAUGCUACAUAUGCUCUCAAAGCAUUGGUGUCAUUUGAUUUUGUUUUCAUUUUACAUGUGUUGAAAGAAAUUAUGGGAAUUACCGACAAACUUUGUCAAGCUUUGCAACAAAAGUCUCAAGAUAUUUUGAAUGCUAUGUCCUUGGUCUCUACCACAAAAUUGUUGAUUCAAAAUUUAAGAGAUUGUGGUUGGAAUCCUUUUUUAGAAAAAGUAACUUCUUUUUGUAGUAGACAAGUUAUUCAAAUUCCUGAUAUGAAUGGUGUUUAUUCAGACAUAAUUCGAUCCCGGCGGCAUAAAGAUUCUGUGACAGUAGAGCAUCAUUAUCGCGUCGAUAUAUUUACUACUGUUAUAGAUUAUCAGUUAAAAGAAUUAAAUAGCAGAUUCAGUGAGCAAGCAACAGAACUUCUUAUACUAAGUACAGCUUUAGAUCCUAAGGAUGCAUUCAAGUCAUUUGAUGCUAGGGACAUUUGUACUCUUGUUGAGAAAUUUUACUCAUCAGAUUUUUCUAAGCAAGAAAAGAUUCAAUUGGAAUAUGAAUUGCAACAUUAUGAGCUUGAUGUGCCCAAAGAUCCGAAUUUUCAGAAAUUGUUUACUAUUAGUGAAUUAUGUCAAAAGCUUGUAGAGAAUGGAAAGUCUAGUUUUUAUCCUUUGAUUGACAGAUUAUUACGGCUUGUCUUAACUCUUCCAGUAUCAACAUCAACCACAGAACGGGCUUUUUCUGCUAUGAAAAUUAUUAAAACAAGGCUUCGCAACAAGAUGGAAGAUGGUUUUCUCACUGAUUACAUGAUUGUCUAAAUUGAGAAGGAGAUUGCAGAAAAAUUUACCACAGAUAUGAUAAUUGAUGAUUUUUAUGCAAUAAAACAUCGGCGAUCACAACUUAAGAAAUGA
Dioscorea cayenensis subsp. rotundata (Guinea yam) is the source of this 2460-nucleotide messenger RNA. RefSeq names its product zinc finger MYM-type protein 1-like. Gene Ontology annotation, molecular function: protein dimerization activity. The transcript has 2 exons. The record is from RefSeq and is a predicted model, not a curated record. Lineage: Eukaryota; Viridiplantae; Streptophyta; Magnoliopsida; Dioscoreales; Dioscoreaceae.